Messenger RNA from Neltuma alba, 618 nucleotides. Its product is annotated as heavy metal-associated isoprenylated plant protein 39-like. The record is from RefSeq and is a predicted model, not a curated record. NCBI's taxonomy places the organism in Eukaryota, Viridiplantae, Streptophyta, Magnoliopsida, Fabales, Fabaceae. Bases 76 to 456 code for a protein of 126 amino acids. Gene Ontology annotation, molecular function: metal ion binding. The transcript has 3 exons.
AAUCAUCUCCUUGUCUUUCUCUUCACGUUCUUAUCAGCAACGCUUUCUUAGCCCUCCCACAUUCCAACAGAAAUUAUGAAGAAAAUAGUGUUGAAGGUGGACUUAUUCGAUGAAAGAAUCAAGAAGAAAGCCAUGAAGGCAGUCUCUGGCAUUGCAGGAGUUGAGUCAGUGUCGGCGGACACGAAGGCAAAAACAUUGACGGUGAUCGGAGACAUAGAUCCUGUGUGUGUAGUGGGGAAGCUGAGGAAGUUGUCUCCCACAGAGAUAGUUUCAGUGGGAGCAGCCAAAGAAGAGAAGAAAAAGGAAGAGCCUAAGAAGGAAGAGAAGAAAAAAGAUGAACCAAAAAUGGCUGUGCCGGGCUAUGAUUAUUAUUAUUAUUGUCAUCCAAUAAGACCCUACCCAUAUUGCUAUGUGACUUGUGUUGAGGAAAAUCCUAAUCCCUGUGUCAUUUUGUAAUUAAGCACCUUUUGAAUUUUCAUUUUCAGAGUUUCCACGCAAAAUAAUGGGUAUGGAUGCUUGUUAACAGAGUACUGGUGUAUUACUAUUUCAAGUCUUUGAUUUAAGAUCCAGAUUAUUAUUAUUUUUGUUUUCUGAGUAGAAAGGUAAUUGAUUAAUCAA